Messenger RNA from Nilaparvata lugens (brown planthopper), 4506 nucleotides. Its product is annotated as proton-coupled amino acid transporter-like protein pathetic. Bases 189 to 1367 code for a protein of 392 amino acids. The record is from RefSeq and is a predicted model, not a curated record. Gene Ontology annotation, biological process: amino acid transmembrane transport. Gene Ontology annotation, cellular component: vacuolar membrane. Lineage: Eukaryota; Metazoa; Arthropoda; Insecta; Hemiptera; Delphacidae. The transcript has 6 exons. Gene Ontology annotation, molecular function: amino acid transmembrane transporter activity.
ACUGUGUAUUCCAAAUUAAGGUUUAAAGCAGUUUUGGGCGAAUGCCUGUUGUUUUUACCUGCAUUGUAUCUUUUGUCUAUGAAUAAAUGAAAUGAAAUGAAAUUUCUGCUUUCUGCAACUAAUCAAUUAUUUUAUAUUUUCAGGUGAAAUGUGCACAUGAACUCUACUAUAGAACGAGGGUAACUUCAAUGAGCUUUGCUGACGUAGGUGAAAUCGCGUUUGCCAAUGGACCUCCCUGGGCUAGGCGCUUCAGUGGUCUUGCCAGGGUUUCGAUCAUUGUGGGACUGUUCGCUGCCUACUUUGCCACGUGUAGUGUCUACACCGUCAUAAUCGCCACCAACUUCCAGCAGGUGAUCGAAUUCUACACAGGUGAUGACGAGGCGACCAGCGGCGAGCGUAUCCGCCUGUACAUAGCCGCACUGAUGAUCCCACUGGUGCUGAUUAGCUGGGUUCCGAACCUCAAGAAGUUGGCGCCCAUCUCGAUGGUGGCGAACGCGUUCAUGGGCGUCGGUCUGCUCAUCACCUUCUACUAUCUGUCCAUCGACCUGCCGUCGGUCGCCGAACGCGCCUACGUUGCGCCAUUCGAGGCGAUGCCGCAGUUCUUCAGUAUAACCAUUUUCGCCAUGGAAGCUAUCGGAGUGGUCAUGCCUCUGGAAAAUGCAAUGAAAACUCCUCAGCACUUUAUCGGCAUUUGCGGUGUGCUGAACCAAGGCAUGGGUGGAGUGACAAUGAUCUACAUCUUCCUCGGCUUUCUCGGUUAUUUGAAGUACGGAGCUGAAACUAAAGGCAGUAUCACACUCAAUCUGCCAAUUGAAGACUAUGCUGCCCAAGCUGUGAAAAUUCUUGUAGGUUUGGCUGUGUUUUGUACUUACGGACUGCAGUACUUUGUGUGCCUGGAAAUCGUUUGGAACUCAUUGAAAGACCGCUUCCAGAAGAACUCGGCAUUGGCUGAAUACGUGGUCAGAACUAUCCUUACUGUGGCAGCCGUACUUUUGGCAGUGGCUGUACCAACGAUUGGACCAUUCCUGGGUCUGAUUGGAGCUCUGUGCUUCUCGCUGCUGGGUCUCAUCAUCCCUGUCUUCAUAGAAUUCGUCACCUACUGGGAGAAGGGCUUUGGGCCCGGUAACUGGAUUGUCUGGAAGAACAUUCUGGUUCUCAUCUGUGGUUUCCUAGCCUUGGUGUUCGGCUCCUACACGAGUCUCCUGGAAAUCAUCAACGUCAAAGAUCUUCCCUCGCCGCUGGAGACUUUCACCAAUGAGAGCUCACUCCUCGGCAACGAGACGAUGACUCAUCUCAAUGCCACCCUGCAGCAGCUCGGCGAAGUGGUUAACAGUACUCUCGAAGCCGCCGUCGACAAACUAACGUAACACACCAACGCCCAUUUAUUGAUUUACUUCUAAUCAAUGUGUAUUAAGAUAGGGAAACGUGUUUGAGAAGUUAGGAAACAUUGUUAAACUCGUUCAUAUGAAUAUGAAUCAACUUUGUUAAUCAACUGAAACAACUCCAAUCAACUGUAUUUACUUGGUUAACUAAUUUGUUGUUGAAUUAACUUGUAACGGCUAGGUCGAGAAAGCUUUCAAAUCAACUGAACCAUUUUAUGUAUCAACUUUGUUAAUCAACUGAACCAUUUGAUGAAUCAACUUUGUUAAUCAACUGAAACAACUUCAUGAAUUAACUGUAUUUACUUGGUUAACUAAUUUGUUGCUGAAUCAACUUGUAACGGCUAGGUCGAGAAAGCUUUCAAAUCAAUUUAACCAUUCGAUGAAUCAACUUUGUUAAUCAUCUGAACCAUUUGAUGAAUCAACUUUGUUAAUCAACUGAAACAACUUCAUAAAUGAACUGUAUUUACUUUUACUUGUUAUUUAAUUUGUUGUUAAAUCAACUUGUAACGGCUAGGUCGAGAAAGCUUUCAAAUCAACUGAAACCAUUUGAUGAAUCAACUGUAUUUAUUUGGUUAAUCAACAUGUUGAAUGACAUGAAACAACUUGAUUGAUCAACACGUUAAAUGAUAUGAAACAACUUGAUUGAUCAGUUUUAUUCACUGUACUUUACCGACUUGGUAUAUAAUACUACUGAAAUCAUUUGAAAAGUCAACUCAAACUAUUUUUUGGUUGUUAGGCUUGUCUAGUUAAUUUAAAAGACUUGGUUAAUCAACUAUAAGUUCGUUAAUCAAAAUGUUUAAUCAAUUUAGUUUCAAAUUAGUUAAUCAACUGUAAUAACUUGUUUUUAUUUGGUUAACUAGAAGUAUCUAAGAAGUAUUUAUUUCAAUGAUUUUGAUGAACGAAAAAAUUGUAGUAAUAUGGUGAAUCUGAAUAAUAUUGAAGGGCUAAAAGUACCUCAUAAUUGAAUGAUGAAUAAUUGUUUUCGAUUAACUAAAUUUAUAUCAGUGGCUGGCCGAUAUCUUUAUUUGAUGGAAAUAGUUUUGAUGAACUAAAAAUAUCCACCUUCAAAAUUAGAUGAAACGUUGUUUCAAAAAUUUAAUAGUAUUUUUGUCGUACUCUUGGAAUUUAUACACUAUAAAUUAGACAAUAUGAAUUCAUGAAUUUGAAAAAAACAUAGUUUCAUAACUAUUCGAUCAAUUACUGUUUCAAUGAAAUGAAAUUGAUUAGUUUUAGUGAUUUAAUGAUUCAUAGUUUUCAUAAACUAAAAGAAGAAUCUCAGUUUAGAAUUUGAAGUUUUGAUUAUUGAUAAUAAUUAUAGGCCUAUUUUAUCGCAUCAAGAUCCCAGUGUGGCGAUCUAUAAAUCGUGAUUUUCAAAUUUGAAGUUUAUGUUCGAUACAAUCAUUUUUAAAAACAAAUUAGGCUAUUUUGAACCAUUUUGCCGGUUUAUUGGCAAACUGUUGAUUCAGAAAGCUGAGAGUAGGGCCCUGUAGGAUUUCUCUUGUUGCUCGAAGUUAGAAGUUGUUGAUAAUUUUUCUAAUUGUGUUCUAAUUUAUCCUAUUUUGGUUGUGAUUAUGGUGUUUCAAUUUGGCAUCUUAUUUUAAAUUCUAAGAAUCAGUUAUUAGUGUUCAAAUGAAAGCUAGAUUAGAUUAUUUCUCAUGUAUGCGCUUUCUAUCUUUCAUAUUUUACGGUACCGGUAUGCGAAGAAUUACAUUAUAAUUAUGAAUUUUUAUAUUGUUGACCUCGAACAAGAUCAAUUAUUAGAAAAUAUCAACUUCCAAUCUUGCUCCAUAACUUGAAGUGUAAACGAGAAUAAAAAUAAUCACUUGUCUAGUUUCAAGACACGCUUUUAUCUAAGGGUAUGCAAACAAUAAAGGAUUCUAACUAUAGUUUGUUGUAAAUUAAGUUGGAAUUUAUUAUCCAAUAAUAGCAAAUUCUAACCACAACACUAGUGCCUCGAUCACUAUAAAAUAAAAACAAUUAUUGUGAUAGCAUGAACAAUGAAAUAAUAGGCUAUAUUUUUCUGUAUUUAAAUUUAUCUGUAUUAAAUUGAAUACAAAUGUUAUCAUAGUUACAAGAAAUUUAUCUUCUCAUCUAAUUGUUCUAAUUUGCUUCAUAUAUUAAUUAAAUAAUUCGAAUAAAUAUUUUCUCUCACUAAAACAUUGAAAGUCACUUCUCUGGUUUACUUUGGUGACAUUACACCAAGGUAAACAGGGUUUUAUUGUUUAACGAUGAAUGAUUUAAAAUAAUUUGAAUUAUUUGCUGAUGAAUAAUGAAAUUUUUACAGCAUUACUGGAUUUUUGUUGCUAAUUUAUAAUCAAAGUGCCUUCCGAACAUUCUAAAAAUGUUUCUGAACUAUUUUAAUAUUUGUAUGUAGGCUAGUGACAGAAAUUAAUACACAUUUUCUUCUCUGGUGAACUUGCUAAUUCGUCCGUUUAUUAUAUAUAAAACUGAAAAUAAUUCUGGAAUAAAAAUUGCAUUGACUGAAAUAAUUUUAUCUGGCAGAAAUAUCAAUACAUAUCACUUUUUAAGCAUGAUAAAAAUUCGAAACUCUGUUCUUUUAGUAGGGAUUGAUAUUUUUGUUCGAUUGUGAAUAUUAUACUACAUUCCUUAGCGCAUUUUAUAAGAAUGGAUUUGUGGAUGUUAUUGUAUUGCCAGAAACAAAUUACGAUGUUAUGAGUACCUAAUUAUUUUUUUGAAAAUAAUUAGAGAUUGAGAAAUCAAUUAUAGAUAGGAAUGCAUCGUGCUAGAAAAAUCUAUAGAUUUUUGAUGUACCGGUUUGAGUGCCUUUUAGAUAAUACUAUUAUGCAUAGGAUAUAAUCUUGAUAUAAUGUUACAGUUUAAAUUUGUAUUUCUAUUUGGUAUUGAGUGCAGAUGGUUUUCUUGUAAGAUUUACCACCGAUAAUAAUUUGUUUUAUGGUUUGAAAUUGGAAUUGGAAAUUCUUGUUUGGAAUUUUCAUAAGAAUCUCAUGAUUUGAUUAAUGGAGUAUAUCGUUAUAUAUACAAUAAUAUGCUUUGAGAGCGCUUUAAUGCAAGAUUUUUUGUUAGAAUAUGUUAAUUAAUAAUUCUACUCAUUUAGCCCUAAGUACCUAGUAAAAACUAUUUUGUAAAUAUAAAUUUUCUGUUA